AAAGAUUUGAUCUUCUUCUUCUUAAAAAGAAGAUAUAACGCACUAUCAUUUCUAUUUCUCUCCUGUCCACAUAUGCUUAUCUUCUCCUCUAUAUAUUUUUUCCUUCAAUCUCUGUGCGCAACGGUGUAAAGCGAUAGGGGUGUAGUUCCUGUUUCCGACUGGGAACUGAAGGAGGUGGUGCUGUUGCUGGUACUGAUUCUUCCAAUUUGGUCCUGGUUCGUGUGCUCUUUGCCUCUUUCUAAUCAUGGUGUCGUACGGUGCCUUGGCGGUGACAAUGGUGGUGGUCGUGGUUACAGUGCAGUGGUUGGGUUGCAACUUUGCAGAAGGGUAUCCGGAAGAAGACCUUGUGGUGAGGCUUCCUGGUCAACCAAAAGUCUUAUUUAGACAGUAUGCAGGUUAUGUCGAGGUUGACACCAAAACAGGCCGUAGCCUCUUCUACUACUUUGUGGAAGCAGCCACACAACCUGAGACCAAACCCUUAACCCUUUGGCUUAAUGGAGGUCCAGGUUGUUCAUCAGUUGGUGGAGGAGGUUUCACUGAGUUGGGUCCAUUUUACCCAACAGGAGAUGGUCGUGGCCUCCGCAUUAACUCCAUGUCUUGGAACAAAGCCUCGAACCUGCUUUUUGUGGAGUCUCCGGCAGGAGUUGGUUGGUCGUACUCCAACACAAGCUCUGAUUACAACACCGGGGACGAAACUACUGCAAAAGAUAUGCUUGUGUUCUUGAUAAGAUGGUUCAGCAAGUUUCCAGAACUGAAAGCUCGUGACUUCUUUCUCACCGGGGAAAGCUACGCAGGACAUUACAUACCUCAACUGGCUGAUGCUAUACUCAACUACAACAUACAGUCAAAAGGGUUCAAGUUCAAUGUCAAAGGCAUUGCAAUUGGGAAUCCACUUCUAAAGCUGAACACAGACUCUUCAGCUGUUUACGAGUAUUUAUGGUCGCAUGGCAUUAUUUCGGAUGAGCUUAGACUCCGAAUCUUCCGGCAAUGCGAUUUUAACAAUAUCCCAAACGCAAGCAACGAGUGCUUCAACGCAAUCGCUGAUGCCAGCGCCGUUUCCGAGUAUGUCGACGUCUAUGAUGUUCUCCGAGAUCUAUGCUACCCAUCUAUUGUACAGCAAGAGCUGAGGCUCAAGAAAAUGGCUACACACAUAAGCAUAGGCGUAGAUGUUUGUAUGACUUACGAAAGGAAGUUCUACUUCAAUCUCCCAGAGGUCCAACACGCUCUUCACGCCAACCGCACUCGUCUGCCUUACGAGUGGUCUAUGUGCACCAGCCGGGUAAAUUACCGUGGCAUUGACUUGAACAUCUCCAUGCUUCCGCUUCUUAAGAGAAUUAUACAGAACAAAACUCCUGUUUGGAUUUUCAGUGGCGAUCAAGAUUCUAUAAUUCCAUUUCUUGGUACAAGAACCAUCAUACGAGAACUUGCUCAUGAUCUUAACUUCAGUACCACACUUCCCUAUGGACAUUGGUACCACAGAGACCAGGUUGCCGGCUGGGUCACUGAGUAUGGAAAGCUAUUGACGUUUGCAACAGUGAGAGGAGCGGCUCAUAUGGUUCCCUAUGGGCAGCCCGCACGAGCUCUCCAUAUGUUUAGUUGCUUUGUGCGUGGACGAAGAUUGCCCAACAACACACAUUACCCCGACGAUGGGUAAAAAAGAGGAGAUGUCUCUUUAAUAAAAAGGAGUGUUUGACUUUGUUGGAUAAGUUUGGAUUAAUAAGUUUCCUUUUCUUUAAUAGUGUUGUGUUUAUCUAUAAAGAAUAGAAAAUAUGAUUUGUGUGAUUCCUAAUAGGUUUAGGAUAGUGUGAGUUAUAUAUAUGAAGAUGCAUUGUGUUGUUGCAUAACAUAUUGUGUGAGUGAUUGCUUUGUGAUUGAGCUUUGAUAUUUGAAUAAACAAGAGAAGGACUUCUUGUUA
This is a messenger RNA of Raphanus sativus (radish), 1915 nucleotides long. RefSeq names its product serine carboxypeptidase-like 42. NCBI's taxonomy places the organism in Eukaryota, Viridiplantae, Streptophyta, Magnoliopsida, Brassicales, Brassicaceae. The record is from RefSeq and is a predicted model, not a curated record. Gene Ontology annotation, biological process: proteolysis. The transcript has 11 exons. Bases 245 to 1654 code for a protein of 469 amino acids. Gene Ontology annotation, molecular function: serine-type carboxypeptidase activity.